Pocillopora damicornis (cauliflower coral) is the source of this 2132-nucleotide messenger RNA. RefSeq lists its product as uncharacterized. The record is from RefSeq and is a predicted model, not a curated record. Gene Ontology annotation, molecular function: tumor necrosis factor receptor binding. Gene Ontology annotation, cellular component: membrane. NCBI's taxonomy places the organism in Eukaryota, Metazoa, Cnidaria, Anthozoa, Scleractinia, Pocilloporidae. Gene Ontology annotation, biological process: immune response.
ACGCUUGGCUAUUGUUAUUAACAGAAUUUUGGCGCGAGCUGAGGGUACGCAAACUUGACUGGUACCAGGACUAGUUGCAAGUCACACGACAGAGCGAAGAGGAAGUGUGUGAUUCGCUUUCGCGAUCGCCGAGUUUUCUUUUUCCGGUGGAGUUGUAAUUCGUAUGGAAGACUGUAGCUUCGGCAGGAAUGUUUUAAAGUGGAAAAGUGCUCAAGCGCCAUUCACACGUGGUUUGAUCUCCAUUUGGAAGUAUGGAGUGUCCGAAGGAAGAGACGAUAGUCAAGCACACCUUGGGUUCGUCGCGGAGAAAAUGUACUUGCGAGAGUUUUGGAUUAAGCAUGUCGAAUCUUCUAUGCCUAUCAUUUUUGCUUAAUAUUGUUUUCGUUGUACUAUUCGUGGUUGUAUUUAUACAACUACAGACCUUACAAACCUUACAAACGCGAGUAGAGAAAAUUGAAUCGUCUAUGGUCGAACAACCAACAAAAUUUGCCCCUCUACGAGGCAAUUUGAGUCAAUCGGCGCUUCCUGCCGAACCAACGAAUGUUACAUCUCCGCCGACUCUUCUGAAGAGCAUGCCGUCAAUCCACAUUUCGCGGAGGAGUACUUCGCACACAGAUCCAACGAGGCCAGCAUUUACCGAAGCAAGGAGAAAGAAUUGCAAAGUGAACAAAUGUACUCGUGAGUACUUAAAGAAAAUGGCCAAACGCGAAGUGCAUCAAUUUUUCGGCACCGAAACUCGGGCAAGAACGACAUUUUGUACUGCGUGUAAACUGCCACAAGGUAUGAGAGGCCCACCAGGAGAGCAGGGUCCCCAAGGGGAUCCAGGACCUCCAGGACCUAAGGGUGCAGAGGGACCCCAGGGAGGUCAUGGAAUUCCAGGCGUCCCAGGCCUUGCAGGAGGUCCAGGCCCCAAAGGUCAGAAAGGAGAACCAGGUCCAACAGGUGUUGGUGUUCCUGGGGAUAAGGGAGACAAAGGAGACACAGGAGACCAAGGGCCAGCAGGAAAAAGAGGGCCAACAGGUAAAAGGGGUGAACGUGGACCUCCAGGAGAGAAAGGGGACCCUGGUCCAAGGGGAGAAAAAGGCAGCACAGGCUCAUUAGAGUCAUCGCAGAGGCCAUCAGCACACUUGACAGGCUACACGAGACACACCCAGAAUUCUCCAAGAGCAGGAAUUAUAAGAAACUGGGAAGACGAUCAAGGUCAUGCGCACAAAAUAGGUGGAAUGCAAUACCAAGAUGGAGAACUGGUGAUCUCUAUGUCUGGAAGAUACUAUGUGUACAGCCAAUUGUACUUUCAAGUAGAAGAUGACAGACCACACCUGAUUCAUUAUGUACAUUUAAAUAGAACUGGCAACGCAGAGGUCAUUAUGCGUAGUGUGACAUCACGGUGUCGCGCCAAAAAGUCAAAAGUUUACCUGUACAGCAGCUAUCAAGGUGGAGUGUUUGAGUUGCAAAAUGGCGACCACAUCAUGGUUGGAGUGUCAGAAGAUAACACCCAGGCGAUAGCAAAGUAUGAGUCAGCAAGUUAUUUUGGAGCCUUCCUGAUAUGAAAAUUGGUAUGGAAAAAAAUUGAUUAUUAAUAGAUACUUGUUGUAUUAAUCUUACUUGUAAUUAUGCACUUGCCACACUCACUGCAAGGCUUAUGAGUUUCUCUCUGAAGUAAUACAUGUAUUUUAUCAUGCCCUCGAUUCUUCUUGUUAGAGUUGUCCAAGAUUAGAAUUAAUAAAAAUAACCAUCUGUAGUCCUACAGCUGUUUGGCGUUCUAGCAUCAAAGAUCAGCGGUUCACUUUUUUUUUUGCUUGUGGCAAAUGACACACUACAAAAGGAAGGUACCAGGUAAAACACUGUUCUGUUAUUUUUCAGAACUGAAUCUUUAACUUUCGUGAUUGACACUUGGGGAAGAAUUGACCAAGGUCAGGUAGAUAGACAUAUAAUAGGCUUUGUUGUGCUGCACUUUCACUUGCACCGUGCACUGUAAUACUAACCAAGAAGCACAUGACCAACCAUUUUGGGUUGCAAGUAAAACCGUAAGAUAUCCAAACUGGAAGGAAUAACCUUGGGUUAACUGGUAACAGUUGUUAUGUAUAUUUUAAAUGCGAUCCACUGCAUCAGUAAAGUUUCAGUAGCUCUGU